Aspergillus wentii DTO 134E9 is the source of this 2630-nucleotide messenger RNA. Its product is annotated as glycogenin. Gene Ontology annotation, molecular function: glycosyltransferase activity. The transcript has 4 exons. Gene Ontology annotation, cellular component: cytoplasm. NCBI's taxonomy places the organism in Eukaryota, Fungi, Ascomycota, Eurotiomycetes, Eurotiales, Aspergillaceae. The record is from RefSeq and is a predicted model, not a curated record. Bases 92 to 2299 code for a protein of 735 amino acids.
UCCCUGGUAAACAAUUGACAUCUUGUUCGAGCGUUGGGAUUUGUUCCUUUCUCUGAUCUUGCGAUUCUUUCUUGCUCUCUAUAUAGGUGCUAUGGUCCUUGCCCAUUCGUUACGCGACAAUGGAUCGACUGCGAAGCUCGUUGUCCUCUUUACGCCCGAUACAUUGCGGCCGGCGACGGUGAAUGAGCUUCAGACUGUUUACGAUGAGCUCAUACCUGUCGACCCGAUGACGAAUGGCAGUCCGGCAAAUCUCUGGCUCAUGGAGCGCCCGGAUUUAAUCGCCGCAUUUACCAAGAUCGAACUCUGGCGCCAAACACAAUUCAAACGUAUAGUGUACAUUGACUGUGAUGUUGUAGCUCUUCGGGCUCCGGAUGAGCUCUUGUCCUUGGAUGUGGAUUUUGCUGCUGCUCCGGAUGUCGGCUGGCCGGAUUGCUUCAACAGCGGGUUGAUGGUUCUUCGUCCAAAUCAUCAGGAUUAUUAUGCUCUUAGAGCGUUUGCUGAGAGGGGAAUCAGUUUCGACGGGGCCGACCAGGGGUUGCUGAACAUGCACUUUCGGGAUUGGCAUAGGUUAAGCUUUACGUAUAAUUGCACCCCUAGUGCAAAUUAUCAGUAUGUACCGGCCUAUAAGCAUUUCCAAAGCACAAUCAGCUUGAUUCAUUUCAUUGGUGCCCAAAAGCCUUGGAAUAUGCCAAGGAAAGUGGUUCCUAUCGAAUCACCGUACAAUCAAUUACUGGGGAGAUGGUGGGCUGUGUAUGAUAAGCACUACCGUCCUUCCCCAAAUAUACCUGCACACCAACCUACCAUCGAGUCUCUUGCCCCGCCGAUCGACGUUCGAGCCCAGGAAACAGAAACUACUGCGGUACCGCAAACCAAGCUAUCUCAACCUCCCUCAGAAGCAAGUUUUCACACCCCAGAAAGACCUGUGUAUGUCCCAGAAUGGAUAGUGGGAGUUUCAGAAGGGGCUGUCGAUGUUUCCUAUGAGCUGCGCUCAGAGCCAUAUUCAGAACCACGGCCGGAGCCUCUACCGGAGCUUCUACCGGGGUCACAGCCAGCUCAGUAUAUAGAACAUACCAACUUCAGGGAAAAUCAUUACAAGCAUGAUAGUCAGGUCCCAGACGCACCGUCCAGCCCUGUGGCCGUACACGUGGAACACGCGCAAACAUAUCACCACGAACCUCAUUUAGAUGAGAGAAAACAAGCCCCGGUUUUGAGCGCCGUACCGCAGUACGUCCGCGGAGAAGAACACAUCACAACCUACAUACAACCAAUUCCUCAUCCACCAGUUACUCAAGCGGAACAGCCUAUAUGGGGACCAGAGCCUAAUAUACCACAGAACCCAACCCCUCCGGUCGAUCUUGGGUUCCAAACUCAGCAACACCCAGCACAGCCUGUGUCUACGCCUGGUGUCGUUGAGCAGUGCCAAGAAUCAUCUUCUUUUCCAAACCCCCCAGAGCCUGCGUCACCAGUAUUUGAGCCGCCCACCAUGGAUUGGGAUGCAUCUCGGGAACCUCCACCACUUAAUUCGAAGCCCGAGGGAAUCGCGUUGCAGUCACAUACUUACACCAUGUCAGAAGAUACACAACUUUUUCAACCCCCUGCAUCUUACCCAGAGGCCCCCAAAAAUAUGUAUUACCAGGUGCCUGCCACGAAGCCGGAGCCGACGAAAAUCGCCCCAGUGUUUCCUUGGGAGGGCAUUGCACCAAAGCCAACUCGCGUUUUCCCGGAUGACGAGCAGAGCUCUGUUUCAACUACCACUCGGCCGUACUCACCGCCAUCCACAAGAGAUGAUACCGGGCCAUCCGUAGGAUCUUGGACAUCAUGGGCAUCCGAGGAACAAGCACCGACGGAGUCAUGGGAGAAUUAUACCAGGUCCAACGCCUGGGAUGAAGUCCCUGAAAUUCAGCGGUAUAUUCAGUCCAUCCAGCAACCUCGGAGAGCCAAAACUCAAGUACUAUCUGGAUCACCGGGAGGCGCACCAAUUCAAGAAACAUUCAGUUACGAUACAUCUGGGCACAGGAUCACGGAUUUCCCAAGUGAGGUGGACCGCCCUAGCCUUCCAGUUACACCGGCACCGAUCAGGAGAUCAACCUUCUGGGACCAGGGAGAGGAAUCUACAGAACUACCAGCCGCGAGAGGAGUACCAGACCAAGAGGACUGGGUGGGUAUCACGGUUGAUGUGUUUCUGCACCUGCUGCAAGCAUCAUACUUAUACUGGAAGUUCACAGAAUCCGUUGGCACUCCUCGAAGAACUUCAACGGCGGCAGUCCGAAAUCUUGGACAACCCAGACUUAAUCAUUAGGAGAACAUCACCAUUCUGACCGGUACUGGAUCUGGACAACCCCAAAAUAAUAAUAGUCAAGUUUCUGCCUUUUUUUUUAUUAUGACUGAUACGUUUUGGUGUCAAAGCUCACUGCGAUAUUCAAUAACUGUUGUGUCUAGUUUUUGGUGUCAAUAUGUUUUUCUUGCGGUUUAGCAUCUAUCCUCCGAUUGAUUUUCAUGAGAUGUAUAUUAUCUACCUCAUAGAUCCAGCCGUGCAUUGAUGAGCGAAUGUUUCUGUUUGGUUGUUCUCUUCGUUCGAUUGUUGAACCUUUUUUUUUUUCCGGUUCUCAAUGCUCCAGAGACCCAUUCUU